AUGCCCCAUCGGGAGAGAAUCCGCCAUUUUGGCGGCUACGGAAAGAAUGCCUACACCUACUACCCCGUCGUUAUCGUCGGGGCCGGGGAGUCCGGCAUCGCCAUGGGCGCACGUCUCAAAGAAGUACUUGGGUUUGACCAAUUCCGCAUCUUCGAACGGCAGGCCGGCAUAGGUGGGACGUGGUGGAUCAACCAAUAUCCAGGCGUGGCUUGCGAUGUACCUGCCGUCUUCUACAGCUUCUCCUUUGCGCCGAACCCGCGCUGGACCUCGUUCUUCCCGCCUGGCCAUGAGAUUGUUAAGUAUCUCGAGGGAGUAUGUGGGAAGUAUGAAAUCACGGACAAGGUCCAAUGUAACACAGACGUCGAAGGUUGCCGUUGGCUUGAGAACGAGCAGUUGUGGGAAGUCACCCUCCGCCACCUUGUCGCUGGUGCGGGUGACCUCAGUGCAAAGGAUCGCCAGCGCAAGAUUGCGGAGGAGGGCGAGAAAAGUGUGAUCAGCUCAAAAGAGGUCGUCAGGGCCAAGGUUGUCGUCUCGGCUGUCGGCGGCUUGGUAGAGCCCAGAGGCUGGCCCGAUGAGAUUAUCGGGAAAGCUGACUUCAAAGGGCCUAUCUUCCAUUCUGCCCGGUGGGACCACAGCGUGGAUAUGACCAACAAGGAUGUUGUUGUGGUAGGGACUGGCUGUUCUGCUGCGCAGUUUGUGCCUAGACUCACAAAGGCUCCUUACAACGCCAAAUCUGUCACACAGCUCAUGCGAUCUCCUCCAUGGGUGGUCCCAAGGAUGCAGCCGCCAGGCGGUGACCAGUGGUGGGAGAGAUGGGGUCCGACUCUCAUGAGCAACAUCCCGGGGCUGUUGAAGCUUUUCAGGACCCUGCUAUUCGCAGCAAUGGAAUACGACUUCCGCCUGUUCGGUGGAAGCGAAUAUCAUGAGAAAGAGCGCAAGAAGACGGAGGCUGCACUCAUGGCUCACUUGAAGAAAACAGUGCCGGAAAAGUAUCACGAGAUGUUGACCCCUGACUACGGUGUUGGAUGCAAGAGGAGGAUCUUCGAUGCGACUUGGUUCCCUAGCCUGAACGACCCGAAGAUCGAGCUCACGACGCAGCCGCUAACCAGGGUCGGGGAGACCAGUGUGACACUUGGGCCAGGCCGAACGUAUCCCAAUCCGCUGAAAGGAAAUUCCUCGGUACCGACAGACGAGAAGGAGGUCCCUGCAGAUGUUAUCGUGCUGGCAUCCGGGUUCGACACUUCGAAAUGGCUACACCCACUCAAGGUUGUUGGGGCACAUGGAAAGGACCUUGUCGAAACCAUGGAUGAGCGCGGUGGUGCGCAGGCAUAUCAAGGAACUGCCAUGGAUUCAUUUCCCAACUUCUUCAUCAUUUUCGGACCCAACACAGCAACGGGCCAUUCCUCCGUCAUCCUGGCUACUGAGAACAUGGUGAACUACAGCCUGAAAUUUAUCAAGCUGAUCCUGGCGGGUGAUGUCACUACAGUCGACGUCAAGCAGGAAGCGGAGCAGGCAUAUACGCGGGAAAUUCAACAGAGUUUGAAGGGUACCGUCUGGAUGAGUGGGGGGUGCCAGAGCUGGUACUUUACCAAGGACGGUUGGAACUCUACUGUCUAUCCAUACACGCAAAUCGACUUCACACGUAGGUGCAUGUUCCCUAAGUGGGAAGAUUGGAACGUCAAAUACACGCCGCAAGGGCUAUUGAAGCAGCGCAUACGCCGUGGUGCAGGCAUUCUUGCAUUCGUCGCGGCGCUCGUGGGCGCAUAUAGAGCAAGACAGAAAGGAUUGGGCGUAAGAGAUAUCACGGCAAUGGUUAGACAGAUACUGCACAGUGCCAUGGGCACGGGUAGGGCGGUGCUACAGCGGGCGGCGGAGAGCAUAUCGUGA
Coniosporium apollinis CBS 100218 is the source of this 1887-nucleotide messenger RNA. RefSeq lists its product as uncharacterized. Bases 1 to 1887 code for a protein of 628 amino acids. The transcript has 3 exons. The record is from RefSeq and is a predicted model, not a curated record. Lineage: Eukaryota; Fungi; Ascomycota; Dothideomycetes.